AUGACAGAUCCCUUCUUAGCUGUCCUUCAAGGAUUACUGGAUAAUUCUCUUCCGGUGGCAGCUAUUGGAUUGCCCAAUCCGGCUAAAGAAAUCACAGCACCGGACCAAUCAGAAAAACGGAGCCCCCUUCCCUUCGCUUCCACACCAUCUCACUUUUUUUUUUUCUUUUCUUUGGGGUUGUUGGGUCGUUCCUUCUCGUCUUACAUUAUCCAGCAUCGAAGCCGUCUUACUCACAACUUACCACAUCAUCCUUCCUACCUGCCUGCCAGCAACAACAACAGACCAUCCACUUAUAGAAAAAAGAGCGAAGGCUUAGGGAAGAUCAGACUCAGACAUAAAUUUCAAUCGAAAACAAUAGUUUAUCUUAUUGCCGAUACUCCUGUCGCUAUCACUGCUAUUUAUGUACUUAUUACUGGUACCUGUUCAACUACUACUCUUGCUUACACUAAAUCUCUACUUAGUCAACAAGACACCUCUAAAAGAGCAACCACCCCGGCCCACCCCCAACCGGAACUUGCCUGGCGAAUCAGUCUCGCGCCGUUUGACUCGAUAGAUCCAUACACGGACCCAUUCCAUCUAGUCAUCCAUCUGCUUAUAAUCUAUCGAUCACCGGAUAACGUCGACGUCCGCCUUCUUCGAGUCGCGUCUUCCUACAGCAACAAAUAA
Messenger RNA from Morchella sextelata, 666 nucleotides. RefSeq lists its product as uncharacterized. The coding region runs from base 1 to 666 and encodes 221 amino acids. NCBI's taxonomy places the organism in Eukaryota, Fungi, Ascomycota, Pezizomycetes, Pezizales, Morchellaceae. The transcript has 6 exons. The record is from RefSeq and is a predicted model, not a curated record.